Molecule: messenger RNA, 420 nt
Organism: Verticillium alfalfae VaMs.102
Lineage: Eukaryota; Fungi; Ascomycota; Sordariomycetes; Glomerellales; Plectosphaerellaceae
Exons: 2
Coding region: 1-420 (139 amino acids)
Cellular component (GO): mitochondrion
Source: RefSeq, a predicted model, not a curated record
AUGCAGGCCCUCCGCACUCGAACCGCCUGCAUCGCUCGCCAGACGAAAACGCCGACGGCCCUCCGCCAGCCCCGCCGCUUCGCUUCUGACCACCACCACCAUGCUGAGCCCGUGAACGAGCCCAUCGGCAAGGGCUUCUGGGUCAGCCUCGCCGUCAUCCCCACGAGCUUCAUCGUCUACUCCAUCUCCCAGCCCGGCAAAGGACGGCCAGGACCCGUGGCUCACCCGCAAGAUUCACUCCUACUGAACACACCCAGCGCUGACAUGGUUCCUCCCUUAAGGGCCCUCCAAAACUCGGCCGCGCGCAACGUUGUCGCCGGCUCGCAGACCAACCUCGACCACGUCGUCGCCCACUACCAGAAGAAGCACAUCGAGGACGAGGAGCGCAAGGCGAGGAAGCUGGCGGCGGAGCAGCAGUAA